CUUUUUUAUUUUCUGUUUUAUUCCAUAUAUUAUUAGCUAAGAAUAAAAAAAACACACAUUAAUAAAUUAAUAGAUUACUAUGAGCUCUGAAAGUGAAUUUGAAGAUGAGUGUAUGUAUGAAGAUGAAUCUGAUUUCGUUAGUUCGAUGAGUGAAAGUGAAGGAUAUAGUAGCAAUGACGAUGUCAAUGAUGAUAUAUUUGCAGAGAAACAACAGAAAAAAGCAUAUGAAGUAGAAUAUACAGUUCUUAAUGCAGCUGCUUUAAAGAAUAAACAAGAUAAAGAAAUAACUCAAGUUUCAAUUAUUUUAGGCUUAUCAUCUGAAGAUGCUUCUACAUUAUUACGUUAUUUCCGUUGGAAUAAGGAAAAAUUAUUUGAACAAUAUAUGGAUUCAUCUGAAAAAGUAUUAAUUCAAGCAGGUGUUUCCUCUGUCUGUGAUUUAAAGCAUGCCAUCUUACUCGCAAAAGAUGUGGCUCCUGAAUUUAUGUGUGAGAUCUGUUGUGAUGAUUCACCAGAAAUGCAGACGAUUGGUGUAUCAUGUGGACAUCGAUUUUGUAGAACAUGUUAUACACAUUACCUUGUUCAAAAGAUUAGAGAAGAAGGUGAAAGUAGAAGAAUCCAAUGUCCUCAGAAUGAAUGUCCAGUGAUUGUUGAUGAAAAGACGGUAGAAUUGUUGGUAGAUCCUGAUACAAAUAUAAAAUAUCGUGAAUUGUUGAAUAGGACUUUUGUAGAUGACAAUGACUUUUUAAGAUGGUGUCCAGCUCCUGAUUGUGAAUAUGCCAUUGAAUGUAGUAUUCCAAGUACCUCACUAAGUUCAAUUGUACCUACUGUUGAAUGUAAAUGUGGUUGUCGUUUUUGUUUUGGCUGUGGAUUAGAUGAUCAUCAACCUUGUAUUUGUAUUUUAGUUAAAAAAUGGCUACAAAAAUGUGAAGACGAUUCGGAAACAGCGAAUUGGAUUUCAGCUCAUACAAAAGAAUGCCCUAAAUGCCACUCAACAAUUGAAAAAAAUGGUGGCUGCAAUCAUAUGACAUGUAGAAAAUGUAGAUAUGAGUUUUGUUGGGUCUGCAUGGGACCUUGGUCCGAACAUGGAACAUCAUGGUAUACAUGUAAUAGAUAUGAUGAAAAGAGUAGUGAAGAAGCUAGAGAUAGUCAGACACAAUCUAGAGCGAGUUUAGAGAGAUAUCUUCAUUAUUAUAAUCGUUAUGCAAAUCAUGAACAAUCAGCUAAAUUGGAUCAAGAUUUAUAUCAAAAGACAGAAAAAAAGAUGGAAGAAAUGCAACAGACUAGUGACCUUUCAUGGAUUGAAGUUCAAUUCCUUAAAAAAGCAGUUGAUGUAACAGUUCAAUGUAGAACAACAUUAAAAUGGACAUAUGCAUUUGCAUUUUAUCUUGACAGAACGAAUCAAACAGAAUUGUUUGAAGAUAAUCAACGUGAUUUGGAAAUGGCUACCGAGCAAUUAUCAGAGUUAUUGGAAAAACCCUUAGAACCAGAAAAAAUUGCAGAAUUAAGACAAGCUGUAUUGGAUAAAACAGUUUACGUUAAAUUGAGAAGAGAGAUCUUACUUGAAGAUACUGCAAAGGGUUUACAAGAAGGAAGAUGGACUUUCAAAGCAUAAAUAAAUAAAUAAAUAAAUAAAUAAAUAAAUAAAUAAAUAAAUAAAUAAAUAAAUAAAU
This is a messenger RNA of Cokeromyces recurvatus, 1670 nucleotides long. RefSeq lists its product as uncharacterized. The transcript is spliced from 7 exons. Gene Ontology annotation, biological process: protein polyubiquitination; ubiquitin-dependent protein catabolic process; positive regulation of proteasomal ubiquitin-dependent protein catabolic process. The record is from RefSeq and is a predicted model, not a curated record. Gene Ontology annotation, cellular component: cytoplasm; ubiquitin ligase complex. Gene Ontology annotation, molecular function: zinc ion binding; ubiquitin protein ligase activity; ubiquitin conjugating enzyme binding. Bases 80 to 1612 code for a protein of 510 amino acids. Lineage: Eukaryota; Fungi; Mucoromycota; Mucoromycetes; Mucorales; Mucoraceae.